GACAAGGGGAAUUCCCCUGUUCUAAUUAAAGGAUUGAGAAAAUGAGUGUGCAGUUGUUCAUACCUUUUCAUGUGUUGAUACGUGUUUAUGUGUGAUAAAAGAAGUAUACUUAGAAGAGAAACUGCGUGCUAUUCCCGAAUUUUAGUGGAAAAAGGAAAUUUGCGAAGACCUUAACUUAAAAAGUUGGUAUAUCAAGUUGUUGAAUAUUGACUUAUUGUAUAGGAGUGUACGGUUGUUAUGAAACGACUUUCGAGAAUUAGAGUUAUUAAUUUAAAUUAAUUAUUUAUUAUUAUUUAUCAUCAAUCACAAUGAGCCAAAAAUCUUCGUCGCCAGAAUCGUCACUGAUGACGCUUAGUGUUGAACAAGAACGGGAUUCUUACAAAGAAAAAGUUGAGCAUAUGAAACUUAUGAUUCAAAAAUAUAAACAAGAGAUUCAAGCUCAGAAAAUACGGAGAGAAGGAGUAGAAACUGUAUCCAGAUUAUUGCAUGAAUCCAGAGAAGAAAAUGCCGCUUAUCAGAAAAAGAAUAUCGCUCUUGAAACGGUUGUGAGAAAUUUGCAGUCGCGGUUAUCUAUGAAUGGAAUUUCAGACGGAAUGACCUUGGGAGAAGGGGACGUUUUUAUUCCAGGCUCAUCUAAACAAGUUUUGGACAAUUUAGCUCGAGAAAAUAAAAGACUGCGUUCUCUUUUGCAAGGGGCUUCUACAGAUCCGGAAGAAAUAAUUAAACUGCAGCAGCUCCUAGAAAAUAAAAACAUAGAGAUUGAGGACUUAAGACAUACCAUUGUAGGACUUUCUGAAAAAUUACAAAGUACAGGAAGACUAAUGAAAUCGAGUGAUGACGAAAAACUAUCUGAAAUAAAAAAGUUACAUGACGAGAUCAGUUCAAUGAAGAAUGAAUGUGAAACUAGAGACAUUUUGUGUUCAUCACUUGCGGAAGAAACAAAUACGCUAAAACAGCAGUUACAUGAUGUAGCAGUUCAUUGUCAAAAGCUGGCAGUGAAGCUGGAACGUAGUGAAAAAAGUAAAGGAGGUAUCUCAUCAGGUCAAACAGAUGUAGAGAAGUUACAGGAGGAGAAUGCUAGUCUGAAAGACAAAUUAAGUGAGUUAGUGAAAAUGAACAAGAGAUGGCAAGAAUAUAUGUCACAAAAAGAAAGAUACUGGCAACAAAUAGAGCAAAAUCAUGUUCAGCCCGAUAGAAUUCAGGCAAUAAAUGCUGCUUUGGAAGAUGCUAGCAGACGCCUACAAAAAUUGGAACGAGAGAAGAAACAGUGCCAAGAAGAACUAGAUGAAAGAAAUCAACAACUCAUAGCAAAGUCAUCUGAACUGACGCGACUGCAAAAUGAUGUUCAAUGCGGUAAUUUAGGACAUGAUGAUGGCCACCUACGUAGUGAUGUAGAGACAAUAAGUGCAUUGAAGGCUCAAAUUCAAAUCUGUACUGAAGACUUUGAAUCAGAAAGAAAAGAUCGAGAGAAGGCGCAAAAUAGAGUGGCUGAACUGGAAGCUGAAGUCUCUCAGUAUAAAAGAAUGAGGCCAGAUGAUGGACGACUACCUCAUCAAAAUUUGUUUGAACCAAGAAACCCUAGCUCACCUGAAUUAUAUGGAGGUUUCAACCUUCAGGGACAGUAUAAUAGAGAGUCGCAGCUUGCAGCAAGAGGUCCAAUGAGAAGAAGGGAAGAAAAUGUUUAUGAUAUGUACAAUGUUGUCGAUGCUAUACAAACUGAUUCUGCACACAUGUCAAAACACGACAAAACAGACAAGGAAGGAACAAAUCUAGCCACAAAAUUAAAAGUGAAAAAAACGGAUACAGACCCAGAUAAUUUAUUAGAUACCGUUCCAGAUUUAAAUGACUUCAACUCUGUGGACAGUGAUACUGAAUUAGCACUUGAAAUUACUAUGAGAAAAGUAGACGAUAUUAAUUUAACUCAUUGUCCUCGGUGUGAUCACAGUUUCGAACUUGGUCAUGACCAGGAAACUAGAGAACAUCUCGAAAAAUGUUGUGAUUAAAAUUUUUUGUAAUGUGAUAGCUAUGUUUUACAUUGGUUUGUUAUGCUUCCUCUUUCAUAAAUUACUUCCCUUUUGUGGGGGAUAUUUAACAUUUUGUAGGUUAGAUUUUGUAUUUACGUAAAGAAAGACUUUAGUCACGUCACUGCCAGGGCUUUAUAAUGAUCUUCUUGCUAUAAAAAAAAAAACAUGCUAUUACUGUGGGGUUAUUGUUUUUGUUUCAUUUUCUACUAUGUAUAGACAAAAUUUCUUUUCAUGAUUUGAAAGGAAGUGUUUCAAAUCAGUUAAUCAUCAUCUGAUUCAAGUUAAUGUCAAAUACACUGUUUUCAUAAAAAAUAAUCAUAUUAAAGAAUUAUGUCAAUUAUUUUUAAUGUAUCGGAUAAUAUUAUAAGGUGAAUAUUUUAUGUAAAAAAAAAAUAAAAUGUUUUAAAGAUAUGAAUUGUGGAAAAUAUCCAAUUAUAUUAAAAGUAUUAAUUUAAAACUGCAUAUCUGCUCCUUUUUAAAUGUCCAGCAAUUCAAACAAAGAAAGAAAAAAAAAAAGAAAAAUUCAUUUCUGAAAUAUUUGUAACAAAUUGAUGUUUAUCACUUUAUUGAUGGUAAAGGUAAAAUGUUUUAAUAGGGUCAACUCAAUGAUUGGGGAAAUGUUUACUGUUAUCUUUAAAUUAUCAUUCAUUGUGUAGCAUAACUGGUAUUCUAAAGUAUAUGCACCCUUGUAAAGAAAACUUUAUUGUUCAGUUGUUUAACAGGUGUAUAAAUUUGCAUAACUUUUUAUAUAAAUUUAAUUACUCUGAAAACUACAUGCAUUAAUUAAUUCAAAAUGUUGUUUACAGUAAUGUACCCAAGUACAUUACAAAAAAUAAGUACCGGUAUUCAUACUAAAUCUCAGUUGAAGGUUGAAGUCAAAAUAGGUGAAAGCACCUCACAAAAGGGAAGUAAUUUAUACUAAAUAAAACUAGUGUUUGUAUAGGAGAGUCAAUGAAAGGGGAAGUACCUGGUAUUGCUGUGAAUUCACAAUUGAAAAAGGAUAAGAUUUUUGUUAUUAUCAAUAGUUUAAGUCUUGUGAUAUGUAAAGUUUCCCAUUUCAAAACAGCUGCAAUAUUUAUGUCUGUUUUCAUGAUAUAGAACUUAACUUUUGUUAAAGUACAAGUGUUAUUACAUUUGUCUGUUACCUUGGUGAUAAGUAAAUAAUUUCAUUCCAUGAGAGUGAUGAGACUACUUUUCACUUCUUUAUCAAUUUACAUAGUUUACCAUUAUUUCUAAUUGUUUAUCAAAAUUACUGUUUUUGAAUUAAAAUUUGGAAAAGGAAAAUUAAUCAUUAUUUGCUAAACUACCAUCUGAAUUUUUUUACCAAAAUUCAUGAAUAACACUAUCUUUGUUUUGACCUCCAUAUUAAAGGUCAGUUUGUUUCAUACCUUUUCUUAUCUGAAUGUCAUUGGAAUUUACUUCAUUUUUGCCAGACAUUAAAAUAAACCAUUCUGUUAUACAUUUUGAUGAACAACAAUGUACUACAAUUUAUUACAUUCCAUAGAAUUCAAAAUGCUAAAUUCCAAAAUACCAGAAGCGGGAAGCGAUUACCAGAAUUUUGGAAUAACACAAAUUGGAACUAAUAUUGGUCUUAGUAUUCCUAAUGGUGUUAAGGUUCAAAUUUAUUUCUGACGAUCCUGGCCACCAACCAACAUGACUUUAAUAUUUCACAUAAAAUAUAUGGGAAACACCAAUUAUGCCUCCUUUAUUAAUCAAAUCAGUGAGUAUUAAGGGAAUAUUGUAUUUUCAUGGAUAUUUGUUUUUGUGGUUUUACAAACUUGUAUAUAAACCUUUAGAUUAUUACUUUGUUGACCAUCUAAAUUUGUGGUAUAUCUAUACCCACAAAAUUUGGUAAUCUACAAAUGAUAAGAAUCCACAGUAGUAUAAGAAUUUCAAUCCUUUCCAAACUAUGUCAGUUUAUUGAUAAAAGUAUAGGAAGAUAUAAUCGGGACACUUCAGUACAGAAAUGUAAUUUUUGCUGUCACUAUAUAUGAAGAUAUAACCUGGUGGAAAUAGACAUAUUUGACAUAAAAUGUCAAUUUUAUGCAUAUUAUUUUACAGAAUGAAAUAGUUGGUUUAUUGAAUUGAUUGUCUGUGUUUAACAUCACUUUCAGCACUCUUGGCUAUAUCAUUGCAGCCAGUUUUUAUAGGUGAAAGAAGCAGGAGUACCUGGAGAGAACCACAGACCUUCAAGUGUAAAACUGGCAUUGCUAGUCAAUUGAGAUAAAAGUCAAACACACCUGCCAACAGCUGGGUUCUUAUCCACAACCUUAGUGUUGACAGGCUAUUGAUCACUGUAGAUGAACUACUUAGACCACUUGGCCACCAAGUGUCCCAAAAUUAAAUUUCACCCAAAGGAUUACCCAAAAAAGAUAAUUACCCACAUCAACAUAUCUAUACAAGAUGUCCUAUAGCAAAAUAUCUUUUUGGGUAAGGCUUUGACUCAUAUCUAAAUGUUGUUUAUGUAAGACCAAAAUUUAAAAAUAAGAUUACUGAUAUCAGACAGACUAAUAGCUUGUGAACAUCUGCAGAAUUUUAAUUGUUAGAUUUAUGAUACUAUUUUAUUUUCUAAUUCAAUGGGCCAGAAAAGUGACCUUAUCAUACCUUCUUCUUUGUACAGUGUAUAUAUUCAUAUGGACAUAAUGUAUUUGCUUUAAAGGUAUGCUCUUAAAAUGUAAAUCGCCAAAUACAAAAUAAUUUUUUUUUAAAUAUGUUCAUUGUACAUAAAACAUCCCCUUCUGUGAAUGUUUCAUUAACUCCAUCAAAGCAGCAAACAUUUAUAUAUGAUUACUUUCAUUUAUGCAUCACACCCAGGGCUGGUUUCAACAAAUAACACUUAAAAACAAAAAUACUCUUAAAAACUAUUAAAUUGGUGUUUGACUAUUAAAGUCCCAGUGCCACGAUUCCAAAUGAACUCUCUUAGAGGCAUCCUUGCUACAGGCCUGGGAGUAAACUCAAUGGAAUGAAAAUGAGGAUAUUGUGCAGAGAACCAAUGUUAGUUUAGAUUGUUAAAAAGUUAUCAUGGUGUAAGUGUGAUGGUUGUGUGUAGCUCAAAGGGCUAUUUAUUUUUAACUUUUGCUAUCAUUUGGUAUUCACUAUUGUCUUUUAUUAACUGCCAACAUUUUCAUCUGAAAUCACUAGACCAGUUUGAAGCAAAAUUGACUGACAGAGUGUUUAGAAGGUCCUAAAAUAAAAUUUAACACAAUAAAUCACAACUGUAUCUUAUCUGAAACUCCGAUGUAUGGAAGGUUCUUUAAAAAAUAUCCUGAAUUUCUUCUUACAGACAAAUGAAAAACAUUUGAUUCUGAUUGGUCUACAAGGUCUAAUCUUUUCCAAUCUAAUUAAAAUUAAAUCAAUUAAAUCCUUUAAUUGUUCCCGUUAUGUUGCACCAAUGUUUUGGUAAUGCACACAAAUGUGAUGCACCGUCUCAUUUUGUUACUUUUAAAUAAUUCUGAUAUCAUCUUUAGUUGACAGUUGACUAAUAAAUUUAAGUUUAUCUAUGUUUUUGUUGAGUACUGUUUAAAAUUGAAAAAAAGAAAAAAAAACAGUAGACUAUUGUUACAAUAAAAAAUAUUGUCAAAAACAUUUUUUUCUUUUUUAAAUGACAGGCUGAAGUUGUGUUUUCAGAUCACAUGGCCUAAUGUGAGCUAUUGUCAGCACUUUUUUCUGUCCUCUGUAAUUGCAAUCCAUCUGUUUGCAAACUUUCUGUCCUACAUCUUGUUGAUACUUAUAUUUUGCAUCUUUACAGAAAUCCAUUGGAUGUGUACUGAUUGAUGUUUUAGUAUGGGAAAUAUGAUUUUAAAAUUAUUUGUAAUCGGCUUUAAAGUUUGAAAUAGGUUUCAGUAACUUUGAGUACACUUAGAUUAGUGCUUUGUGUCUUUUGCAGUUUUGGUGGUUUGUGUAGAUCCUUUUUCAACUGAUUUUUACAGUUUGCUCCUAAACUGUGCUGUAAAACUUCUGUCCCAAGUUAGGUGGAGGGUUGAGUGCUCACAAAUAUGAAUAACCCUUCCACAUUUUGUAUGUGCCUGCUCAUUAUAUAGUCACGAUGCAUGUAAUUCAGUGGUUGUAGUUAAUUGCUGUCCAUCAUAUUUGUUUUUCGUUUUCUGUUUUGAACAUAAAUCAGACUGCUGUUUUCUUCAUUAAAAUGGUUUAACUUAUUGUUUGAAAGGGCCUUAUGUUAGUUGCUCAUUGCUGAAGGUCGUAAUUUGGUCUCUGGUGGAUAUUUGUCUCAUUGGCAAUCAUACCCCAGCUUCUUAUUUUUAUAUUGUUCAAAAAUCUUCUCCUGGAAACACAUGUCAAAUAAAACUAACCUUGCUCACAAUCUUCCUUAAGGCAUCAUGUUUCAGAUUUGUGUACCUAUCUUGAUAAAAUUGAGCUGGAGGUUGAUUAUUACUCUCUCCCAGAGGGUGCCAAUCAAAACCAAGGAUUCAACAGAUGUUUCAAUUGUAUAAAGGGUUCAGGCCCCUCCAAAUAAGAGAGGUCGAUAACAGGGAAGGAAUGAAUAAUUCAGGGAAGGAUCAGGCCUGAUCCUAUAGAUUAAAUCAAAAUUUGAUGUCGAUUUGUUGAAGCAGUAUGUCUGUCGGUCUGUCAUAGAUUGGUAUGGUGACUGGGACCUAAUUUUAGUGCUUUAGAGGUCAGCUCCUUAGAAAUUAUACAUGAUAGUUAUAGGUCAACAACACUUGGUAUGUAGUUUAAUUGGAACAAGCAGAUGUCUAUCUGACAAAUGACAUCAUUUCCAGACUCAAACAAUCAGGAUAAGUUUUUCAGUCAUUUUUAUACGACCGCAAAAUUUUUUUGCGGUCGUAUAUUGGUAUGACGUUGGCUUCGUUGUCGUCGUCCGAAGACACAUUGGUUUUCGCACUCUAACUUUAGUUUAAGUGAAUGGAUCUCUAUGAAAUUUUACCAUAAGGUUCACUACCACAAAAGGAAGGUUGGGAUUGAUUUUGGGGCUUAUGGUACCAACAGUUAAGGAAUUAGGGACCAAAAAGGGGCCAAAAAUAAGCAUUUUCUAGUAUCCAGACAAUAACUUGUGGAACGGUGUAUGGAUCUCUCUGAAAUUAUACCACAAGUUUCCAUACCACAAAGGGAUGGUUAGGAUUUGCUUUGGGGGGUUAUGGCUCAAACCGUUUAGGAAUUAGGGGGAAAAACAAGGGUGUCCUGGUUAAUGGACAAAUACUUUAGUACAAAACAUAAUUUAAAGCAGUGUAAGGGAGGUAAUUCAAAUACAUCAUAGUGUAUUGCACAAAAGCAAAAAAAAAGGGGGGAUAAUUUUUUUUUUUUUUUUUGUGGGGGGAGGGGGGAUCAAUUCGCAAAAGCAAAGUGUAUUGCACAAAAGCAGAAAAUUGAAUAUAAAUUCAAAUCAUAUAACCAAUUCUAAGUUCUUUGACUACAGUUAUUCUGUGUCAGAAACCUUUUAUGUGUCAAAUAUUUAAUUACAAUCCAAAUUCAGACCUGUUUCAAGCGCGAAUAUUGCGUCCAUUUUUGCCCCAACUGUUAAGGGUUGGACCUCUGCGGUCGUAUACAGAUUGCUUACUUUAAAAAAUCUUCUCUUUGAAACUGCUGAAUCAAUUUCAGCCAAACUUGGGCUGAAUGAGUUUCAGAGUAUCUAGUAUAAAUUUUGUAUUUUAUUUCCUUGUAUGUCAAGAAACAGCCACUAUGACUAAAAUGGAACAUAGGGGUAAAAUGCAUUUUUUUGCUUUUGAAGAAAAUAUGACAGAUACAAAGAACAUUUAAAUGGCAUUUUUAAGCCACUCAUUAAUAUAUAUUGAAAAGCAAAAAUAAUCAUUGAUGAAAGAUUUAAGCAAAAAAUUAUAGGUGAGCGAUUCAGGCUCUCGAGAGCCUCUUGUUUGUUUUUCUCUUAAUAUUUUGUACUGUUUCAGUUCUUUUUGUACAUCACUGUUAUAUUUAUGAUUGAUUUUAGUCUGUGAUAUGCAACUAAUUUGGGUUCAGUCUUGCCAUUCUGUUUCAACUAACAUCUUUGUUUUAUUUUUGAAAUAACAUAUGGAAACUUUGAACUACUUAUGUUUAACUCAACUGUGUUAGUGCUAACAUUGGAGCUUUAUUUUAAUUGUAUAUAUAUGAGCAUUUCUAAAAGUCUCCUAUUUAUUCCUUUUUUGUACAAAUUCCAAAAUAAUAGAAUCCAAAUGAAUUGUUUCGUCGUAAAUGUAAAGAACUUAGUGUUAUUUUCUGCUCAAGAUUUUUUCUAUACUUAACUCUUAAAAAAAUGUAUGUAGUUGCAUCCAUUUAUGUCAUUAAACAGAAAAAGUUUUCCCGUAGACCAUAAUGUUUUAGCCAGUUAGUUCAAGAAAUCACAGGUCUUUCUGUAUGAAAAUGUAACCCAAGUGUAGUCUUUGUGAGAAGUUGAUUUGUUCUUUAAAUAGAACAUACACUAAUCAGUACGAGUCUGUUGGUGAUAUAUAUUCAUUAGUCUUAGGUUUGGAUUCUAUUGAGACUUAUAAUUUAUUGCAUGUAGAUCUUUGUUUAAAAACUAUUAAAAACAGUUAAUUUGUGAUAUGUUAAUUUACACUCAUUGCCAGAAAGGAUCAAAAGAGAAGGUACAUUUUGUGGCCUAUUUAUCACUGUAUAUUCACCAAAAAUAAAAAAUUGUAUGAAUCAAAUUCUUUAAUCUUCAAAAGGGAAAUUUUGGAUAUUUGCAAAGCAUUGAAGACAAAUUUUGCUUUAUGUCAUAAAAGUGACGCCAUAAGGGAGAUUUUCAGGUAAAUUGCAAAAAUUGACUAAUUUCAGAAACAUUUUGGCUAAAUUAAUGAAAUGAAAUUCUCCAAAAAUUACUUUUUUGCAAUUGAAUAAGAUAAACACAAGGUGUACUGACGGCUGUAUAUAUAUCUUUUUGUGGGAUGGUUGUGCUCUAUUCCUGAGCAUCUGCAAGUCAAAUAGUCACAAUUGUGCUUGAUACCUGUGAUUUGAGGUAAAAUUUUGCUCAAAAUCGUACCGCCACCUUUAGGAAAUAUCAUAUUCAUAUGUAUUUAAUAAAUCUUGGGUUAUGGUAUUAACCAAUCUAUGAAUAACAUAUACCAGUAUUAAUGACUGCUGUAACUAAACAUUAGUUAAUUUAGAAAUAAGGAGGUUUAUUUAAAGCAUACUUUGGCUCCUUAAAUAAAGUUGUACAAAAUAAAAUGAAUUUGUAUAUCAAAAUGUUAGUGCUAAGUCUUUACUUCAAGGUCUUUCAGAGAUAAUAAAUAUUCACUAAGAUUUCAAAUGUGAAAGAUGGCAUAGAUUUAUUUUUUUGCUUAGUUUUGACAUGUUUUUGUUAAUACUUGAAAAAAAUAGAGCAGGUUAAAAUUUAGAUAUUUACGGGAGAGUAGUGGUUGACAAACACUGAUAAAUUAUCUUGUUGAUUUUUAGCUGUGAUAUUAAGUGGUUUUAAUUUACCUUUUACAACAGAACAAUAUAUAAUCUACAGUCAAUUGCAUUGUAUAUGGUUGUUAACCCUUUCCCCAUAAUGACACAUUUUGAUGCCUACCCCUUUCCUCCAUGAUGACGCCUUUUGACACAGUCCCCCUUUUACUCCAUAAUGAUGCCUUUUAAAUCCUCUAUGUGGUACCUCAGUUAAAGCAUUUUGCAUUAAUAAAUCUGUAGUAGACUUUAUCACAUUUGUAUCCAAUAUAAAAGGUAUAAACUUGGGAAUACCUGACGUGAGUUUAGAUGACAAAAUAAUCUAUUUCUUCAUGCAUUAUUAAUUUAAACUUGAUGAUUUUACUUUCAAUCACUUUCACCAUGAUUUCCUUUCAUUACAGUUAGCUUAUUUCCAAUAUUUCAUAAAUAAAUAUCCUAUGCAAAAUAGAUUAAUGCAAGAAAACAAAUUCAUCAUGGAGGAAAGAGUUUACAUAUUAAAUUAUAAAAUUCCUUAAUGUAAAAAUAAAAUUUAAAUUGCAAACGAAAAUACAUAAUUUAAUGAUAUUUAGUAACAAGAGCAUUGUUUAAUGGUGUCUUCAUUUAUAAUUUACCAGAAUUCGUCCAAAUAUUAUUGUAUUGUAUUUAUAUACCAUUUCAGUUUUUGUAUUGAUUGGUAGUUAAUGCUAUCUCAUCUGCAGGGUUUCUCCUAUACUGAGGUCAGAAUGAUGCUGAUUUUUUUUAAAAUUUUAUCUGGAUCAAGAGCAAGAAAUGUAAAAGGAUCUUGCUUUGGUAUUGUGUGGUAUUAGUUAUAAAAAAAAUUAAAAUUCAGUUGCAAAUUAAACAGUUUUUGUUUGUUGAUUUUUUCAUGAGAUGAAAAUUUCAUAUUGAUUUAGUUUGACCACAUAUAUAUAAACCUUUCUAAAGUUUCUAAGUCAUUUGUUAAUUUUUUAUUUUUUUUUACCUGUUGUAUGAUUUAACACAUAACAUAAUGUUGAGUUGUGGCUAAGUUUAUUUGUAUGUAAGUUUUUAUAGUUGAAAUGGCUAUAAAUAAAUACAAACUAUCAAAUUUGU
Molecule: messenger RNA, 10448 nt
Organism: Mytilus californianus (California mussel)
Lineage: Eukaryota; Metazoa; Mollusca; Bivalvia; Mytilida; Mytilidae
Product: TNFAIP3-interacting protein 2-like
Exons: 8
Coding region: 309-2003 (564 amino acids)
Biological process (GO): regulation of phosphatidylinositol 3-kinase/protein kinase B signal transduction; mitotic cytokinesis
Source: RefSeq, a predicted model, not a curated record